Molecule: messenger RNA, 1422 nt
Organism: Pararge aegeria (speckled wood butterfly)
Lineage: Eukaryota; Metazoa; Arthropoda; Insecta; Lepidoptera; Nymphalidae
Product: esterase FE4-like
Exons: 3
Coding region: 1-1422 (473 amino acids)
Source: RefSeq, a predicted model, not a curated record
AUGUUGGUGUUACCACUGUUGCUUAUUACCCUGAGAUUUGCCCAGGGCAAAGUAAAAGAAGGUCCUUUGGUGCAAACCAACCAGGGUCCCAUACGAGGUCUGCAGGCAGAGGAUGGUGACUAUUCCAUGUUCAUGGGCAUACCGUUUGGAAAAAUUCAAGAGGAUAAUCCGUUUGGAACUGCUCUCCCGUACCCGAAAUUCGAACAGGUCUUCAAAGCGUACAACGACUCCGCAAUUUGUCCUCAAAGAGAGGAAUUUAAUAGUACGAUUACAGGAUCACUCGAUUGCCUUCAUUUACAUAUUUAUGCGCCUAAUAAAGCUUCUAUAAACAAAGUUCCUGUUUUAGCCUGGAUAUACGGUGGUGGUUUUAGUGUUGGAUUCGCUGGCAGAUUCGUUUACGGGCCUAAGUUUUUAGUCAGUCACGACAUUAUUUUGGUCUCCAUAAAUUACAGACUCGGUCCUUAUGGUUUCAUGUGUCUCGAUACGCCCGAAGUUCCAGGAAACCAGGGAUUAAAAGAUCAAUUAUUGGCAUUACGAUGGAUCAAGGACAAUAUAGCUGCAUUUGGAGGUGAUGUCGACAAAAUAACUAUUAUGGGAGAAAGCGCCGGCAGUGUUUCAGUAGAAUUACACCUUAUGUCAGAACAGGAGAAAUUGUUUAAUCAAAUUAUCAUGCAAAGCACCUCUGCACUGAGUCCAUUAGCUGAACCGUUUUCUGAUAAAAAGGCACCUCUGAAAAUAGCUCAUAAAUUGGGCUAUAAAACGGAAGAUUUAUCAGACGCUUUGAAAUUUCUAGGCAAAACGGAAGCUAAACUGGUUAUUGCAGCCUCUAUAGAUUUAUCGUUGGUAUUUGUUACGUGUGUAGAAAAGGCAUUUGAUGGCGUAGAGAGCAUAAUACCUGUACAUCCGUUACUCGCCGAUGUACCAAAAGCUAAAAACACGAAAGUUUUAGCAGGUUUUAAUAACAAGGAGCAGUUGGUUCAAGCCGCGUUAAGACCAGCGGAUGCCUUUAAAAAUUUAAAUGCCUUUAGAAUUUUAGCAAUGGGUUUUAAUGUGGACGAAGAUUUUCAGGAAAUGGAAGAUACUGUUCGCCGCUUUUACAUAGGUGAUGAAGAAAUGACAGAAUCAUUACGAUGGAAUCUAAUGGAAUUUGAAUCAGAUUGGCUCUUCAAUUUUCCUAUCCAAUGGUCUGUAGCGAACUAUCUCGAGAAGGGAGCUCAAGAGGUAUACCAAUACAUGUUCUCCUACAGCGGGGGAAGGAAUUUCUUUAAAAACAGAAACAACGUCACUGAAGAGGGCGCAUCGCACGCUGAUGAACUUGGUUAUCUAUUCGAUUUGUCGUUUUAUUCGACGCAAUCUGCUGAAGACCAGAGAAUGAUUGAUCAGAUCACCACACUAUGGGCAAACUUCGUUAAAUACGGGUAA